AUGCCGAUGCCGACUCCUUUCGACUCAUUACCAAGCACAUCGACACUGAGCUGCACGCGCUUUGGCUAUGAAGGCAAUUCUGUCGGGGAGCAUGUUCUACCUAGACAGACCCUAGUCCAAGGACCCGAAUUCAACCCACGAGAAAUCAUAAACUGGGUUAACGUCUUCCUAAGUCCGCAAGACAUAACCUACAACGACGAAACGCUCAUGCUCACCGUCGCGACGUGUAUUCGCACUGGUGUCCCCGGUGAUCAUUAUACCAACAAGGCUUCCAUCUUUGCUGCUGCGGAUUUGCAGGCUGAUUGGUACAGGCAGGAGAUUCGUUUGCGGAAGUCGUAUAACUCUGUCCAAAUCCCCGCCCCCAAUCCUCCUGGUGUUGCCGAAAAGCCUUCCGAACAGGUCAAACCAGCUUUAGGGACUUCCAAUGCUGGCCCGGUCCCAGGCUUUUCCGAAUCUCCCAGUUCAUCAAGUGACGACCGCGAUAUUUGGGCUCGCGCAUAUAAAUUAUUACAGGAUCGAGAGCCCAAGUUGACGGAAGACUACACGAAGCACUUAGGCUCAAUGCGGCACAACAAGCCAGCAGACGCAAAUCUCUCAAUUCCGAAGUUACUCCAGCAGGUUGUGAAGCUGCUGCUGGAAGAGCGAGAGAAGAAGCAGUGGCGAGUUUCACUUCCGGGAAAGGAUGUGAAGAUACGAGAGCAAGUUGAGAAAUUGACCAAGUUUCUUCUCUGGGCCGACCCUGUCGUCCAGAAAGCGGUUAGCACUCAGCCAUAUGCAGCGUUAGCAUGGGCUGGAGUUUCGCUUCUGCUACCACUACUCUCGAGUGGCACAACAAGCAAUAUAGCAAUGCUAAAAGGCUUCAAUUCAAUUGACGAUGUUCUGAUCUACUGGGAUCUCUGCCGGAGGAAUUAUAUCUGUUCUAAGCAUAGAGAAGAGUAUCAAGAGCUCAUGGAGCCUUUGGCCAAGCUCUAUUCCCAUAUCCUCGAGUACCAGGCGCGUUCAAUAUGCCAUCUUUCCAAAGCUCAACUCUCCCGUGCAUGGGAGAAUAUGGCCGAUGGGGGCUAUUGGGAUUCAAUGACGACGGAAAUUGAGAGGUUGAGCAAGACUUGUAGUAGCUACAUCCAUCCUCUUGAGGCAGAGGAAAUUCGCAAAAACAGAGAUUCUCUGCUUCAGGAAAUGCGGGAGUCACGGAAUAACCUUGAUAAAAUUCGGAUGAUCUUGGAAGCGAAUGGGGUGCAGACCCAGAGGAAUUAUGAAGAUGAGAAGGAACGAGAGCUCCUUCAAAGCCUCGCCUCUGGCUAUGAAGAUGACAAAAAUUUCAACCCAAAGAGAGUCCAACACACAUGUGAAUGGUUCUUUCAGGACAACCAACUUCGAAAUUGGCGUGACAGCGAGACGUCUAGACUUCUCUGGAUAUCUGCUGGCCCUGGCUGUGGCAAGUCAGUCUUAUCGCGGGCUCUCAUCGAUGAAGACAGGCUUUCUACGAAUAUCACGACAUCCACGAUCUGCUACUUCUUUUUCAAGGAUGGAGACGAGCACCGCAUGUCUGCCACGAAUGCUUUGCGUGCAAUACUCCAUCAGUUAUUCACACACCAUCCCACCAAUGCCUUACUCCAGUACGGAACCUCAAGUCAUAGAAAAAACGGGGAAAAUUUGACAACGAACUUUUCCGAGCUCUGGCGACUUCUCAUACAAUGCGCCAACUCACGAGAGGCUGGGGAAAUCGUAUGUGUUCUUGAUGCCUUGGAUGAGUGCAAAAAGAAGGACUGGGAGCAAUUAAUUGACAAGCUAAGAGAAUUCUAUUCUCCAUCCGGGCAUUCGUCUUCGUCGAAACUCAAGUUUCUGAUCACUAGUCGCCCAUAUGAUGACCUGAUGGCAUCUUUCAACAAACUCCGUGAGGCAUCUUUCAACAAACUCCGUGAUACAGAUACCUACCUGCGUUUUGACGGUGGGGUGAAGCAUGCCGAGGAUAUUGAUCUAUUCAUUGAUGCCAAGGUGAAUCAAAUAGCCAGGCAUUUUCAGGAGCGCGACCGUCAAAUGAUUUCUAAACACCUCAAAGGCAUGGAGAAUCGCACAUACCUCUGGCUACAUCUUACGUUCGAUAUUAUUGAGCAAAGUCCGAGUCAAUAUGGUCGGCGAUCGGAUGUGGAAGCACUUCUUUCUGGCCUACCUUCCAAGGUCUCAGACGCAUACGAAAAGAUUCUGGACCGGAGCCAGGAUGAGAUUAAGACCGCAACUCUUCUCCAACUUGUUCUGGCUGCGGCACGACCACUGACGCUUGAUGAAGCCAACAUAGCCUUGACGAUGGCUUUGAAGGAGAAAUUCAGUUCGUAUGCAGAACUGAAGGAGAGCUUAUGGCCAGACGGGGACUUCGAAAAUAUCGUGAAGAAUCUAUGUGGUCUCUUCAUCAGCGUCUACGAUGGGAAGUUGUUUUUCAUUCACCAGACAGCGAGGAAUUUCCUCCUUGAAUCCCCUGAAGGAAAGUGGAAAGGGCAGUUUAACAUGACACGAUCACACAUGAAGAUGGCGCUGCUAUGUCUGUCAUAUUUGUCGUAUCUUGAUGAGCAAAGGCCAAUCGAGGAAAUCAGGUCCAACUUUCCAUUGGCGCAGUAUUGUGCUUCAUACCUGUUGGUACACGCACGGCCUGCGGAGACAGAGAAGGAUGUGAUGGACGCUCUAUCCAAGUUCUUCUUCGAGCGAGGUCAAGCAUAUACAGCGUGGGGCAAGCUCUUUGACCCAGAUCGGCCUUGGCACGAUGAGCCGUUUCGGUGUCACCCCAUGGCUACUCCAUUUUACUACGCAUCUCUAGCAGGUCUUCAACGCACAGUUCGACUUUUCGCAGAGAACGGCGCUGGGGUCAGCGCCCAGGGUGGCCGUUUCGGAAAUGCUCUCCAGGCGGCGUCAUCUGAAGGCCACAAGGAGGUCGUGCAGUUGCUACUAGAGAAGGGUGCUGAGAUCAACGCGCAGGAUGGUUAUCACGGAACUGCUCUCCAGGCGGCUUCAUAUGGAGGCUAUCAGGAGAUUGUGCAGCUGUUGUUAGAUCAGGGCGCUGAGGUCAACUGCCAGGGCGGCCAUUAUGGAAAUGCCCUCCAGGCGGCUUUAGCUUCAUCUAGAGGCUAUAAGGAGAUCGUGCAGUUGCUAUUAGAGAAGGGCGCUAAGAUCAACCCGCAGGGUGGCUUUUACGGAAAUGCUCUCCAGGCGGCUUCAUAUAGAGGCUAUCAGGAGAUUGUGCAGCUAUUGUUAGACAAUGGCGCUGAGAUCAACUACCAGGGCGGCCAUUAUGGAAAUGCCCUCCAGGGGGCUUCAUCUGGAGGCCACAAGGAGAUUAUGCAGCUGUUGUUAGACAAGGGCGCUGAGGUCAACUCCCAGGGUGGCCGUUCUGGAAAUACUCUCCAGGCGGCUUCAUUGAAAGGCCAUAAGGAGCUCGUGCAGUUGCUAUUAGACAAGGGCGCUAAGGUCAAUACGCAGAGUGGCAGGCUCGGGAAUGCUCUCCAGGCGGCUUCAAUUGGAGGCCACAAGGAGCUCGUGCAGUUGCUAUUAGACAAGGGUGCUGAGAUUAACGCGCAGAGUGGCUAUCUUAGAAAUGCCCUCCAGGCGGCGUCAUUCACAGGCCACAAGGAGGUUAUGCAGCUAUUGCUAGACAAUGGCGCUAAGAUCAACUACCAGGGCGGCUAUUAUGGAAAUGCCCUCCAGGCGGCUUCAUCUAGAGGCCACAAGGAGGUUGUGCAGCUAUUGUUAGACAAUGGCGCUGAGAUCAACUACCAGGGCGGCCAUUAUGGAAAUGCCCUCCAGGCGGCGUCAUUCAAAGGCCACAAGGAGGUUGUGCAGCUAUUGUUAGACAAUGGCGCUGAGAUUAACUGCCAGGGCGGCCAUUGUAGAAAUGCCCUCCGGGCGGCGUCAUCCAAAGGCUACAAGGAGGUCGUGCAGUUGCUGUUAGACAAGGGUGCUGAGGUCAACGCGCAUGGUGGUUAUUACGAUAAUGCUCUUGAGGCGGCUUCAACUGGAGGCCACAAGGAGAUAGAGCAGCUGCUAUUGGGUAAGGGUGCUGGCUUCAAGAAUUAG
Messenger RNA from Penicillium arizonense, 4062 nucleotides. RefSeq lists its product as uncharacterized. The record is from RefSeq and is a predicted model, not a curated record. The transcript is spliced from 6 exons. Gene Ontology annotation, molecular function: protein binding. The coding region runs from base 1 to 4062 and encodes 1353 amino acids. NCBI's taxonomy places the organism in Eukaryota, Fungi, Ascomycota, Eurotiomycetes, Eurotiales, Aspergillaceae.